Molecule: messenger RNA, 4340 nt
Organism: Oncorhynchus keta (chum salmon)
Lineage: Eukaryota; Metazoa; Chordata; Actinopteri; Salmoniformes; Salmonidae
Product: putative adenosylhomocysteinase 3
Exons: 17
Coding region: 75-1865 (596 amino acids)
Biological process (GO): L-methionine cycle
Cellular component (GO): cytosol
Source: RefSeq, a predicted model, not a curated record
UUAAUCAGUACUCCGCCGCUCACAAUCCGUCGCCUUGUUAUGUGUUGGGAAAAGGACUUCGCGAAAUAGCAGCGAUGUCAGUCCAGGUUUUGGCAGCGAAAAUGGCCGAGGUCGAAUUAAAAGACGUCCCCGACAAAGAAUUAACACCCGAAUCGCCUCUGACACCAAAGGCAGAUGACAAAGGGAUGGUUGAAAACGAACCAAAAGCUACUUCGGCUACUACCCCAACGAUGGAGCCGAUGGUAAAAACCGGGGACACGAGUCCUGGUUUUCUCACCCCGAACACUAAGAUGCCGCAGGCGUCCGCGAUGAAACGGACAGAUCCCCAACAAAACGGUGGAGAAGCUUUCGUAAAUCGCGACGGUACGGUGGCAGAGGCCCCAAGAUUGAAAAAGAUCCAGUUUGCGGACCAGAAACAAGAGUUCAACAAACGUCCCACCAAAAUCGGCCGCCGCUCCCUGUCCCGAUCCAUCUCCCAGUCCUCCACAGACAGCUACGGCUCAGCUGCGUCGUACACGGACAGCUCUGACGAUGAGACUUCUCCUCGGGACAAGCAGCAGAAGAACUCCAAGGGCAACGGAGACUUCUGCAUCAAGAACAUCAAGCAGGCCGACUUCGGACGCAGGGAGAUCGAGAUCGCUGAGCAAGAGAUGCCAGCCCUCAUGGCCCUGAGGAAGAGAGCCCAGGGAGAGAAGCCUCUGGCUGGAGCCAAAGUAGUGGGCUGCACCCACAUCACAGCUCAGACAGCCGUGUUGAUGGAGACACUGACUGCCCUGGGGGCUCAGUGCAGGUGGGCUGCCUGUAACAUCUACUCCACUCAGAACGAGGUGGCGGCAGCUCUGGCCGAGGGAGGGUUCUCUGUGUUCGCGUGGAAGGGCGAGUCGGAGGAUGACUUCUGGUGGUGCAUCGACCGCUGCGUCAACCUGGAGGGCUGGCAGCCCAACAUGAUCCUGGAUGACGGCGGAGACCUGACCCACUGGAUCUAUAAGAAAUACCCCAACAUGUUCAAGAAGAUCAAAGGCAUCGUGGAGGAGAGCGUCACUGGAGUACACCGGCUGUACCAGCUGUCCAAGGCGGGGAAGCUGUGUGUCCCGGCCAUGAAUGUCAACGACUCUGUGACCAAGCAGAAGUUUGACAACCUCUACUGCUGCAGGGAGUCCAUCCUGGACGGUCUGAAGAGGACCACUGAUGUAAUGUUUGGGGGAAAGCAGGUGGUGGUGUGUGGAUAUGGAGAGGUGGGGAAGGGCUGCUGUGCUGCUCUCAAGGCCAUGGGCUCCAUCGUGUACGUCACAGAGAUCGACCCCAUCUGUGCCUUGCAGGCCUGCAUGGAUGGCUUCAGACUGGUGAAGCUGAAUGAAGUGAUCAGACAAGUGGACAUUGUCAUCACUUGCACAGGAAAUAAGAACGUGGUGGUGAGAGAGUACCUGGACCGUAUGAAGAACGGCUGUAUCGUCUGUAACAUGGGACACUCGAACACCGAGAUCGACGUGGCGAGCCUGCGGACCCCGGAGCUGACCUGGGAGAGGGUGAGGUCACAGGUGGACCACGUCAUCUGGCCCGACGGCAAGCGGAUAGUGUUGCUGGCUGAGGGUCGUCUGCUGAACCUGAGCUGCUCUACGGUCCCCACCUUCGUCCUGUCCAUCACCGCCACCACUCAGGCCCUGGCUCUGAUAGAGCUGUACAACGCCCCGGAGGGACGCUACAAACAGGAUGUCUACCUGCUGCCCAAGAAGAUGGAUGAAUAUGUGGCCAGUCUUCACCUGCCUACGUUCGAUGCCCACCUCACAGAGCUGAGUGACGAGCAGGCCAAGUACCUGGGCUUGAACAAGAACGGGCCCUUCAAGCCAAACUACUACAGGUAUUAAACCAACUCUGAAAUGAAGAAAAUACCAAGGCUCCAUAAAUCGUACAGAACCCAGAAGAAAGGCGAGAGGAGGAGCUCUGUGCUUAUUGGUCAGAGUGGAGGGCGUGGCUUUACCUGCGCUUUGGCAGUGUUUAUUUAUUUACGCUAGAAUAGUGUAACUAACCUUUUUUUGAGCUGCUCCUGCCAUUUUGCGCUCCUUAGCUAGCGUCUCCUGGAGUUUCCACCAUUUGGUUUUCUCUUAGCUACUUGUGUGUCAGUCAGUCGUACGUAAAAGCUCCCUUGCGAGAUCUUUUUAUUGUUCGUUUAAAAGCUAAAGAUGGAGAAACUAUUGAUGAAGAAAAACAAAAGAAAACUGAAAUGUACAACAACAAAAAAUCUGAACGAUGACCUCUGAAGAUUUAGUGAUGGACAUGUGGUUCAUGUCCUGUUGUCUGUCUUUUCCUACUCUUGAUUUGUGUUUUGUUUUCAAUGAUAAAUUGAAAGGGAUUAGAUGAAGAGGUGGGGGUGGGGGGGGGGGGGGUCAUUGGGUCCAAUCAUAUCCUGUCUUUCAUUUGAUCAUUUGAUUCAGAUUUUUUCGUUGUCUUGUUUUUAGGUAUGUUUUAAUGCGUUGAUUGUCCUUCUCCCUCAAUCAAACUGGACCGACACAGGCGUGGGGCCGGGUUCUUUCCCUGUGAUAGGUGGGAGAGGGAGGUCUCAACCAAUCACUCAAACACAGGGAAUCCAUCUCAGCUGCCUGUCCAACAGUCACUCAAUAAUAAAUGUUGUUCCUCAGCUCCCACACUGCUCUCACGAUGAUGCUAGUGUUGAAGUUAUAUGAAAAGUAUUCCGCAAAACCAGAGUUUAUGACAUCCACGAUGUCCGGAGCUAGAUUCUCCUUUCAAAGCAUUAUCCUGAAUUAUAAACCGGGUCAUUCGAGCCCUGAAUGCUGAUUGGCUGAAAGCCGUGGUAUAUUAGACCUUAUACCACCAUGACAAAACAUCUAUUUUUACUGUUCUAAUUACGUUGGUAGCCAGUUUAUAAUAGCAAUAAGGCACCUCGGGGGUUUGUGCUGUAUGACAAAUAAACCACGGCGUCGUACAUGAGAACAGCCCUUAGCAGUGAUAUAUUGGCCAUAUACCACAAACACCCUCGUGCUUUAUUGCUUAAUUAGAGGCAUGACAGGUAUGGGAGAUCAUUACAAGGGGAUAUAUUUAGAUAUUUAUGUAGAAAUGUCGAUUUUUCUAUCUUUCCUCCACCCAUCUAAUAUCUUACCUUUUUUGAAAUUAAACAUCUGUUUCAUUCUAAAGAUAAGCAAUUAAAUGUUAUAUGAUAAAUGUGAUACAUGUUCUGGAUGAUUUUUUUGAAUGCUGUGACAGACUAUUUCAGUGAGAUGCAGAAUGUACAGCCAGGCUGGUACUUGUUUCUUUGGCCGAGUCCUCAAUAAGUAAGCAAAUCUGUAUAGUACUUACAGCUCCCAAAACCAAUUGGUACACACAGCCGUUGUCAGGGGUUAGUUGUGUUUAACUGCAGUGAGGCUAUAGCUUGAUGACUGGAUCAUUACAUAAUGCUUGUAGUUAGUUGGGGACCUACAUUUCACACAGUUCUAAAAAUAAAAAAAAUGUCACCUCUUCAGGCUUCAGUUUACCUCGUUGUUCUAAUUUCUUAUCUUUUUAUGACAAAAGGGUAAUAGUCACCUUUUUAUAAAUGUCCAAGAUUUGGUGUCAUCGUUAGUUUGCUGAGGUUUUCUGUUGAGGGCCAAACGUCCUCUGGUACGAUUAUUAGUCCGACUUCAUUUACUCAACAUUUUAGAUGAACUUUUCGAUUCCCAGCUGUUAAAGUUUUCCCCUGAACCAAAAGCCCAUAGUACAAGCCAGAGGGGAGAAUCCAGCUUUUCUUUUCUUUUUUAUAUACAUGGCAUAGAAUGAACUAAAUCCAUGAGAAUAUACGCCCAUAUGCUCCCAAUCCGACAUUCUAAACUGUCACUGUGUUCAUGUCAUACUUGUGAGCUACCAUUUGUGCAUUUAUGCCCCACCAGCCUCCAUAAUAACCAUACAAAUCAGAGACCCCGUCUGUGUGACCAUCCAUACUACUCAUAUGUCUGUUUGUCUGACUUUUAGAACAUUACCCGUGUGUGUGUGUGUGUGUGUGUGUGUGUGUGUGUGGGUCAUUUGUUGUUAGGACAUGGUUGCUUCGAUGCAGUUGUCUCAGGAUCAUAGCCUGUGCGUUCCCGGGGUGAAAGAGCAUUAGUCGGUCCAAUAGCUGCAUCACAUGGGCAGGGUUAACGCCAGCAUCUUGUAUGGUUAACUCAAAAGUAUAGGAAUUACAGCAUAUCAACUCUUGUAUUUAUUGUUGUAAAUCCUCAGUCAGUACAAAUGGAAAAUUCUUCUCAAAUUUUUAAGUUGUCGAAACGAUGUUUAAACAUUGCAAGUGAUAAUGAUAGAUGAGCAAUAAUACAUCUGUAAUCUUAAAGAAUAAAAAUGUAAAAUAUUGUAUCAAC